Plectropomus leopardus (leopard coralgrouper) is the source of this 2345-nucleotide messenger RNA. It is a transcript of the gene lum, whose product is annotated as lumican. Gene Ontology annotation, molecular function: protein binding. The record is from RefSeq and is a predicted model, not a curated record. NCBI's taxonomy places the organism in Eukaryota, Metazoa, Chordata, Actinopteri, Perciformes, Serranidae.
AGACCUCCAGUUUUUGAACACCACACUGUUCUUACCUACUGGCCCUCUACCCCACGCACACGAGGAGAGAGAACCACAGAAGUCAUGUUCCCUCUUCGUCUACCCUUGCUGGCCGUAUUGGUCAGUAUGGCCCUGUGCCAAUAUUAUGACUACGACUACCAGCCCGUAUCCAUGCUAGGACCCUCAGGGCCAAACUGUAAUCAAGAGUGCGAUUGCCCAGUCCUGUUCCCCACCGCCAUGUACUGCGACAACCGCAAGCUCAAGUCUGUUCCCUUUGUCCCAACGGGAAUCAAGUACCUGUACCUCCAAAACAACCAGAUAGAAGAGAUCAAGGCCGGAGUGUUUGAUAAUGUUACCGAUGGACUUCGUUGGCUGGUCCUUGACAACAAUCAGAUCACCAGUGGUAAGAUAGCAAAGGGUACAAUCGACAAACUCACAGCUCUUGAGAAGCUAUUCUUUAGCAACAACAACCUAACAGAGCCAGUCAUCCCUCCCUCAAAGUCUCUCGAAGAGCUGAAGAUGAUGCACAACCAGUUGUCCAAGUUUCCCUCUGGGCUUUUGAACGACAAGGAGAACUUGACCUCCAUCAGCCUUCAGCACAAUCAGCUGAGCUCAGACGGUAUCAGCGGUGCAUUCAAAGGGCUGAAGAAGCUGCUGUCCCUGGAUGUCAGCCACAACAAGCUGAAGAAGCUGCCAGCCGGAGUCCCCAGUUCACUGGAGAUCCUCUAUGCUGACUACAACGACAUCGACAGUGUCUCAGCGGGAUACCUGAAUAAGGUGCCUGCACUGCAGUACCUGAGGAUCUCCCACAACAAACUGGUGGACUCUGGACUCCCUGCAGGAGUGUUCAACGUGUCAUCGCUGGUGGAGCUGGACCUGUCUUUCAACAAACUGCAGUCCAUCCCCGAGAUCAACCAGCAGCUGGAGCAACUCUACCUCCAGGCCAACGAGAUCAACAAGUUCAACCUGGAAAGCCUCUGCAAGUACGUUGAUGUCCUCCACUUCUCUCACCUGAAGCACCUGCGUCUGGACGCCAACAACGUCACACACACCGACAUGCCCCCUGAAUACACCAACUGCCUGCGCCAAGCUUCAGAUAUCAUGUUUGAAUAAGGACCUCCCUCAUUACUUCCAUGACACAGCUCAGCCCAAAGCCUUCAGGAAUUAAAGGGCAAAAUAUCCCUCCUGUCAUAGCGGUCACAUGUCCAUGCACAUAAUCAGUAUGCAAAUCUGAAGUACUGAGAUGGCAUCUUCAUCAAUUAAAGAUAUAUCUUAAAUAAAUCACGAGCUGUGCAAAUUUGAGACAAAAAUGGAUGGCAAGACAACAAUUUCACCAAACAUGCAAUCAGAAAUAACAGAUUCUCUAAAGAUUCUCAUUGCUCAAAUAUAUAUGAAGGCAAAAAUGGGGGGAAACUCUAAAAAAACAUAUAUAAAAAGGACCAAAAGCAAUAUGAAUAGAAAUGAAUUCAUAUGCUUUGAUUAACAACACACACUUUAAACAUUCCAAACUUGCAUUUGAUGGCAUUGAUUAUAGACACAAUGGAGUAAACAGCGGCUCCAAUGUCUCAAUUCAGUUGUCUUUUUGUUGUCUGUCUUGUUUGUCCCAAUGUUUAGCAUGUAUAAUAAUUAAUCCAUUGCUGUGCAAAGGACCAGCAAAUAAGGACUGCGUAGUCCGAUGUCAGUGUAAAAUGCCUAAUGUGAGAAAUGUAAAGUAGCAGUUACAUAGCAGUCAUAUUUUUCAACAUCUUGGUCAAAGUAGUAUCAAAGUGGUUUUAUGGUAAAUACCAAUGCCUACAAAACACCAAAUUGUGCCUUGAUUGACUUGAAAAAUAAUAAUACUGAGAGAAUAACUUCCCAGUACUUUCCAGUACUUAUUUUUAGAGAGUAACAGAAACAAUACAUGAUUAAAAGACAUUGGUAUUCUCCUUUAAACUACUUUCAAUUAAGCCUUGAGAUGAUAUGAUGUUUUCCAGAAAUCACGAGUCAAAUUGUUUCUUUUCCUAAUUCCUAGCUGUCAUGCGCAUUGCUGAUUUGUAUACAUUUGCAUUACUUGCAUGCAACCAAUGGUACCAUUCUUUGAUAAUAAACUACAGCUUUUGCAGUUAAGGUGCUCUCAUUGUUACGUUGUUGUUCACCAUGUUUGAUGAAUGCUUCUCACCGGUACAAAGUCAGUGUGGCAGCAGUGCCAUGUUGACUGAAGUUUUGUUAUUAGAAUAUCACAUAUUGUUCAGGUAAUUUUUUUUUAUUAUAUCGUGAUUUCUUUUGUGGCCUUUGACUCGGUAACUGCUCUUGGAUUUGCUGUGAGGAAACUAAACACAGUUGAAUAAACUAAUGUUUCCAACUUA